CGUGAAUAUUAAGGAUGGUCAAAUGAAACACGAAAUAAUAAACAGUCAUUUAAAUAUUUUUGUUUUCAACCGUUGUGCUCUACCUAAGUUAUGAUAUUUACGGUGGAUGAAACCGUAGAAGCAGAAAAUCGAAAAAAUGGAAUUAUAUUAAAAAUGCCUGACAACAACUAUAAAUGUGAUUCACAAAAACCAAAAGGCAUUUUGGCGAAAACGCACAUAUAUUUUAAGGAGUACUGUAAUAGUACCACUAUUCAUGGAUUCAAGUAUUUUACUGAAUCUAGAUCUUUAUGUGAAAGGUUGUUAUGGUUAAUAUUGGUAUUAUUUUCCUUAUUAGCUUGUAUAUACCUUAUAGUCCAAACAUACGUCCAAUUUCAGCAAAGUCCAGUUAUUGUUACUUUUGCUACAGCAGAUACGCCGAUCUAUACCAUUCCUUUCCCAGCCAUUACAAUAUGUCCACAGUCAAAAGCAAGAAGUAAUUUAUUUAAUUUCACUGAUGUUAGAUAUAAAAUCAUGAAAAAUCAAACCAGUCAAGUUUCUCUGAAAGCAAGACGUUACGCAAAAUAUAUGCAUCUAGUGUGUCGACCAGGAGUUAAUCUCUUCUAUGAUCGGUCAACUUUAACCGAAGAUAUGUUUGAAGCUCUUGAUGAGUUGAAAAUACCGCAAUCAGAAUUUAUGCAAAUUUGCAAUUACAUGAAUAGGCGUUUCAAAUGCAAUUCUUUAUUUUUUCCAAUAAUAUUGGACGAGGGAAUUUGUUAUACAUUCAAUAUUCUGGAUAGAAAGGAUAUGUUUAAUGAAAAUGUGGUGCAUUUUAAGAAUUAUCACCUCCUGAAUAAGAGUAUUGUAGGAUGGGACCUGGAUAAAGGAUAUCAGGCUAUCAAUGAACUUUAUUUCAAUUACCCAGUUAGGGCUCUCAUGUCUGGAGCUGAAAAUUCUAUGACUAUAGGGUUAUUUCAAAAUUCUUCAAAUAAUGAUCACUUUUGUAACACAGAUGCGCAAGGGUUUAGGGUUUUAUUACAUGCACCUUAUACAUUACCGAGGUUAAGAAGACAAUUCUUUAAUGUUGGUUUUGAAAGGUCUGUAAUAGCUACUGUUCGCCCUAGAGCGAUGACUACAUCGGGAACAGUUCAACAGUUUGAUUCAAGUAUUCGAAAAUGUUAUUUUUCUACAGAGAAGAAACUGAAAUUUUUUAAAAUAUAUUCACCACAGAAUUGUAAAUUGGAAUGUCUCACAAAUUAUACAAGGAAAGCAUGUGGAUGCGUCGAGUAUUUUAUGCCCAGAGAGAACGAGACGUUAAUAUGUGGAAACAUUCAUCGUUAUUGCGUCAGACGUGCUGAAUACACCCUAAAUCAAAAACAAUUAGAACAUGAAGUAGGAUAUAAAGAAAAUAAUAAUUCUUCUUGUGAUUGUAAACCACUUUGUAGUGAUAUUACAUAUGAUACAGAUGUUUCGUCUUCUUUUUUCGAUUUAAAAGAUAAAAUUCAAGGGCAUUGGAACCGCCGGACAAAUAAUCAGUCACAUUACGCACAGCUAAAAAUAUUUUUUGAACACGAUUCAUUUUUGGCAUCCGAAAGGAAUCAGAUGUAUGGUCCCAUAGACUUUUUAGCAAAUUUUGGUGGACUAUUAGGACUUUUUACUGGUUUCUCACUUCUAUCAGCUGUGGAACUAGUAUACUUUUUAACCGUUAGAAUGUGCUGCAAUUUUAGAUUAUACAGGUCUUGGUUUGGCCAGGAACAAGAUAGUGUUGCAUAAAUAAAUUGCUUUAUUCAAAUUAAAUGGAUAUUAAUUAAUUAGUUAUAUCUAAAUAGUUGUUUUAUGUUCAUACAAUUUAAACUGUUUCAUUGUAUUUUUAAGAAUUUUGCACAAUAUUGUAUUUUUAACGAUAUAUACACUACAUGAAAACAAAUUUUAG
Messenger RNA from Psylliodes chrysocephalus, 1909 nucleotides. NCBI's taxonomy places the organism in Eukaryota, Metazoa, Arthropoda, Insecta, Coleoptera, Chrysomelidae. The record is from the annotation of a GenBank genome assembly.